AUGUUGCAUCGUUUUGUGAAGAUGCGGAGCGAUGGUAAACAUCUCAGCAUUUGGGCAUACCGUUACAUCGUAGUGGCCUACGAGUGGUCCGAUCCAUCAUUCGCGUUAACAAUUUUUGGUGAGAUGGAGUUGUUAGGGUAUAAGGCUGAUCGGGCGGCGUACAAUGCAGUGUUGGUUGCUUGCUGCCAGCUUGGGAAGUACGAAGAGGCCCAUCACUGGUUCAUGCACAUGGCGGACCGUGCGCUGGAGCCCAAUGCGAAGUCUUAUGGUACCAUGGUCAAAGUCUAUUCGUCCAACAGCGAGCACGAAGAGGCUCUUGAACUCUUCGAGACGAUGCGGCGCAGGUGCUUCAGACCCGAUCGAUUUGCCUAUCACCACGCGAUCCGUUCUUGCAUCGAGCUCCAGCGCAUUACAUACGCUGUAGAACUGUUUGAAGACGCGGUCAAGGCAAACAUGACACUCUGCGUUUGCACGUACGUCGCUCUGAUAUCAGCGUGCCGGCAGCUUGGCCAUAGUAAGCUUGCGGACAAGGCUGCCUUCAGGCACUGUGUGGCCUCUGGGGCCGUCUCUCUGGCGUUUGGGGUGAAGGUCGAUCUGGAGUCGAACAUCCAGGUGCUCAGCAGGCUGCGGCGGCGAGUUCCGUGCCAGUUCCGGCCACUUCUCAGUACGGAGUGCCAGGGGCCUGCAGCAGCUUCGAACGACCCUGCAUUCCCGAACACGGUGUCGGCGUCGGGCGAUGCAGCACAAGUUGGCCCCCCGAGCCAGCCCACGGCGCUGCUGAUCGCGGAAGUCGCCGCCCUGUCGUGCAGCCUCUCGGAGGCGCCGCCGGUGCGGUCGCCCUCGCGCCCCAGGGCGGAGUCCGGGCUCUCCGCCGGCACCUCCGGGAGCCUCGCCGGGAGCCGGUCGCCGCUCCGGCUGCUGAGGGUCGGCUCCAGGGAGCGGCUGUGGGGCAGCCCGGCGGAUUCCCAG
Messenger RNA from Prorocentrum cordatum, 969 nucleotides. The record is from the annotation of a GenBank genome assembly. Lineage: Eukaryota; Dinophyceae; Prorocentrales; Prorocentraceae.